Messenger RNA from Pungitius pungitius (ninespine stickleback), 4069 nucleotides. RefSeq names its product glycogen synthase 1 (muscle) (gene gys1). Gene Ontology annotation, molecular function: alpha-1,4-glucan glucosyltransferase (UDP-glucose donor) activity. NCBI's taxonomy places the organism in Eukaryota, Metazoa, Chordata, Actinopteri, Perciformes, Gasterosteidae. The record is from RefSeq and is a predicted model, not a curated record. The transcript has 16 exons. Gene Ontology annotation, cellular component: cytoplasm. Gene Ontology annotation, biological process: glycogen biosynthetic process. Bases 158 to 2281 code for a protein of 707 amino acids.
CCUCGUCUGACAGCCGCGGCACCGGACCAAUGUGAAGGCUGUCAGCCUUAAAUCCGCCUCCUUCUCCGCCCUCCCCGCUGGUUACAUCUCGUCGGAUUGACUGAGGCAGCUGCCAAUGUGUUGUCCAUCUUCGUGAAGUAGAGACAUAACCGAAAGCAUGCCGCUGGCUCGCAGCCUCUCUGUCACGUCCCUCUCCGGGAUGGAGGAUUGGGACGAGGAGUUUGAUUUGGAGGACGCUGUUCUUUUUGAAAUCGCAUGGGAGGUCGCUAACAAAGUUGGAGGCAUUUACACCGUCAUCCAGACCAAAGCCCGUCUGACCGCAGAGGAAUGGGGGGAGAACUAUUUCCUGGUGGGCCCUUACGUGGAGAGCAACGUGCGCACUCAGGUGGAGCUGAUCGAGCCCACCAACCCCGUGCUGAAGAGAACCAUUGACAAGAUGAACUCCAGUGGGUGUAAGGUCUACUUUGGGCGCUGGCUCAUCGAGGGCAGUCCCUACGUUGUUCUGAUCGACAUCGCGUUUACCGCCUGGUCCCUCGACAGCUGGAAGAGGGAACUGUGGGACCUGUGUGACAUCGGCGUACCGUGGUUCGACCGCGAGGCCAACGACGCCGUGCUGUUUGGCUUCCUGACCGCCUGGCUUCUGGGAGAGUAUGCGGCCCAGAGCGAGGAGCCCCCGCACAUCGUGGCCCAUUUCCACGAGUGGCUGGCUGGCCUGGGCUUAGUGUUGUGCAGACACAGGCAGCUGCCCGUCGCAACCAUCUUCACCACUCAUGCCACGCUGCUGGGACGAUACCUGUGUGCCGGGAGUGUGGACUUCUACAACAAACUCUCAGAGUUCAACCUGGACAAGGAAGCAGGCGACAGACAGAUUUACCACCGCUACUGUUUGGAGCGGGCGGCGGCCCACUGCGCUCACGUCUUCACCACAGUGUCACAGAUCACGGCCAUCGAGGCGGAGCACCUGCUCAAGAGGGCACCAGACAUCGUCACUCCCAAUGGGCUCAACGUGAAGAAGUUCUCCGCCGUGCACGAGUUUCAAAACCUCCACGCCCAGAGCAAGAAUCGCAUUCAGGAGUUUGUCCGGGGACACUUCUACGGGCACCUCGACUUCAACCUGGACAAGUGUUUGUUCCUCUUCAUUGCUGGAAGGUACGAGUUCUCCAACAAAGGAGCCGACAUCUUCUUGGAAGCUUUAGCCAGACUCAACUAUCUUCUGAGGGUCAAUCACAGUGACGUGACCGUGAUCGCGUUCUUCAUCAUGCCAGCUCGGACAAACAACUUCAACGUGGAGACCUUGAAGGGCCAAGCGGUCAGGAAACAACUCUGGGACACCGCUCAGACCGUGAAGGAACGUUUCGGAAAGAAACUUUAUGAAUCACUUCUAGUUGGGCAGCUGCCAGACGUGUCCAAGAUCCUGGACAAAGAAGAUUUGACAAUAAUGAAACGCGCCAUCUUCGCGACCCAGAGGCAGUGCCAGCCUCCAAUCUGCACCCACAACAUGCUGGAGGACAGCAGCGACCCCAUCCUCAACUGCGUCCGCCGCAUCGGCCUCUUCAACAGCUCCGCUGACCGCGUCAAGAUCAUCUUCCAUCCGGAGUUCCUCUCGUCCACCUCUCCUCUACUUCCAAUGGAUUACGAGGAGUUUGUAAGAGGCUGCCACCUUGGCGUCUUCCCCUCUUACUACGAGCCGUGGGGCUACACGCCUGCUGAGUGCACAGUCAUGGGAAUUCCAUCAAUCUCCACUAACCUGUCGGGCUUUGGCUGUUUCAUGGAAGAGCACAUAGCAGACCCCUCCGCAUACGGCAUCUACAUCCUGGACCGCCGGUAUCGGGGGGUCGACGAGUCGUGUAAUCAGCUCACGUCCUUCCUGUUCCAGUUUUGCAAGCAGAGCCGGCGCCAGCGGAUCAUCCAGAGGAACCGGACGGAGCGUCUGAGCGAUCUUUUGGACUGGAGAUAUCUCGGCAGGUAUUAUAUAUCUGCCCGUCACAUGGCUCUGGCCAAAGCCUUCCCUGCUGAUUACAUGUAUGAACUUCAUGAGCCCUCCUCAACCUCAGGUUUCCGUUACCCUCGACCAGCCUCUGUGCCUCCCUCUCCAGCUCUGUCCCGCCAUUCCUCCCCCCGUCACAGCGAGGGUGAGGACAACGACGAAGAGCGCUACGACGAGGACCUGGAGGCAGAAAAGGACCGGGUAAACAUCCGCCAGCCCACCGCUCUGCCAUUCAAAAAUAAGUCUUCAGUUGUCCUGGGGGCCAAUGGAAAUGGCGGUUUUGUGAAAAACUGAGAAAUGCGUAGAUUUAUAUAUACAUAGAGUACUGCUGAACCUCACUAGUGAAACUGUGGCAAUUGUUUAAGUCAUCUUUGUACUAUAUAGCUGUGUGAAUGAGUCACGUUUAAGAUCUGCCUGUUGUGAAAUUUGCCUCACUGUCGGUGUCUUCCAAACCUGUUUGUACCUCAGAAUUUUAUGAAAGUAGCGGUCUGUUUGAUAUAUUUUUCUGGUAUUGUUUCAGUUACACCAGCAGUGCAGCAGCUAGAAAGGGCUAAAUGACAGCUCAACAUUGAACACGAAAAACAAUGGCUGAAUUUUGUAGCGUUAACACUUGACAACAUACUGUGGGUCUAAAACAAUAAAAGAGGAUUAUUUAGAGUAGGUAGGGAGUGUUUUUUAAUACAGACGUGGGUCAGAGCAGGGAUAGAAAAUGUCAGAGGUUAAUCUGGACUAAUUCAAAGCUAAUUUUCAUGUAUUAAGACUCGUGUGAAGACUGUCCUUUUGCUUAGAGAACCCACAGAGAGCGCCGGUUCUUUACUCGCGUUUGGCCUAAAACUGUGAUGGCGACAAUGCAGCGCUUCCAAAAGAACUUUCCGCCUUGUAGCAUCUUUCUUUCUUUCAAAGGCCUUGAUCACGACACAACUUCUCAGAAUGGAAACGUCAUCAGAAACAAAUGGCAUCAGAAACCCCCCCCCCCCCCCCCCUGAAACCUUUUUUUUUUUUUUUCUCAUUCUGAGAAUAGUGUUUGGUAUUUAAUGUUUGUUCUGCACAUUAUUGUAUCGCAGCCCUUCAGUGGCAAUCACCGAUUCACAAACCUCACACUCUUAAUCUGUUUGUGGGUUAUUCCUCGGUUGCCUGUUUUCAACAAGUAUUAUAAUAGAGGUGUGGCGGACGGAGGGAAAAGAGGAAUGAGGUGCUAACAAUGUUUUUGGGGGAAAAGGACGUAAGAGAUGUCUGGCAAUGGCCAGGACUCGCCCAUGGACUUGUUUGUAGAAGAAGAGGAAAAUGGUUGUACCAAUGCGCAUACGCCCCCCUCUGUGAGAGUUUUAUCAUCUGUUACAAUCUUACAUCAGAUUAACUAAUAAAGCUAAAUAUGUGUAUAUAGCCACUGGUGUUUUACAAAUGGUCGCUUUCACUGCUCUUUGUGUGCAUACAGUUUAUUGGAACAAACAUAUUCAAGGUUUUCAAGUUUUCAGUAACGUAAUGAUCCGGUGACGCCAUCCACACCGAUUCAUCUGGAUCUUAUUGCUUCGUCGUAGUGAAUCCUGCAGAGCGCUCAUCUGUUUCAGCACAAGUAAACUCGACCCCCGUGACCUUUGCAAGCUGAAAAAAAUAUAUAUUUACAAAGAGUCACAGCAAAAUUGCCAACAUUUUACUUAUUCGCACAUACUCAAGACAUUUUUUUUUUUUUUUUUACUCCAAUGAAUUAAUCUCAGUGUUUCAAAUUAAGAUUUCUUUAGCAAAACAAGUGAUGCAUCACAUUGUUAAAAAUAAAACCCUUCUUGCAUGAAGUCUCUCCUCGAGGUCAGUUAAUAACACUUAUGUACUUUUGAAUGCACGCCCCUUCUAACGGGGGAGGGGGGGGAUUCUUCAGAGUGGGUCCUUUCACUCCAGUAAAGGACUCACCUAGCAAACUAUUCCAGAAGGAGUUGUACGUUGCACUGCCGGUUACAGCUCCGAGCUCGGCCGGAUUCCUCCUCACCGUGUGCACCGAAAAGCCAUUUGUCCCGGUCACCUCCACCUCCACCACGUGAUGGUCACGCAACCUGCGGCGCCCAGAGGUGUGAACGGUGUGAUUCGAAA